Molecule: messenger RNA, 465 nt
Organism: Aureococcus anophagefferens
Lineage: Eukaryota; Pelagophyceae; Pelagomonadales; Pelagomonadaceae
Exons: 2
Molecular function (GO): calcium ion binding
Source: RefSeq, a predicted model, not a curated record
AUGGUGCCCCAGGGCCGCCAGAGCAAGACGCACCUGAGCGCGACGGAGAUCUCGCACGCGCGCGACGCGUUCCUGAAAUUCGACCGCAACGGCGACGGCGAGAUCGACGUCCACGAGGCCGCCGCGGGGCUCGGCGUGUCCUUCGACGACGCCAAGGUGCUCGUCAUGGCCGUCGACGAGGACGACAGCGGCACGGUCUCCUUCUCGGAGUUUCUGAUGAUGCUCUGCCUGCGCGGCCACGGCGUCCACGGCGCGUGGGGCGCCAUCCGCCACUACAGCGAGUGCUUCGCGCGCCUCGACCGCGACGGCGACGGCGAGGUCGACUCGCGCGAGAUCCUGGCGGGCAUGCACGUCAUGGGCCUCAAGGCGACCGCGGCGGAGGUCGAGAAGCUCAUGGACCAGUUCGACGACGACGGCGGCGGGAAGCUGAACCUCUGCGAGUUCCUGAUGAUGCUGUCCGCGAAG